AUGGAAUUCCCCUCAUACCGAAAGCUCCCUUUUGAGAUUCGUCGCAAGAUCAUCAGGGAGGCUGUAGCAACCCGCAUCAACGACGCCCAUCCUCGCAAAGCCGGUCUGGCCCACUGGGCAGCAUCCAUCGACUCUGAUUGGAACCAAGUCAUUGAGAGUGUUGUGUUUGAGAGCAUCAGAACUCACUCAAAUGAGCUCCAGGACUUCGAGCGCAUCUGCGCCAGUCGACAGGACUUCAUUAGAAAGCUCACCUUCGAGUUCGUCCCCACGUCGGCCUCCCCUCGGGCGAAUCAGCAAAUGGUCGAGGAUGCUGUCUCCAAGCUCUUUCACGCCCUGAAGGACUGGACUCCCGCGGAGAAACCAAGUCAUCUCCUCAAAGUCUCCAUGGGCAUCAUGAUUGAGUCAAUUCGAUGUCGUCAGUUUGUGAUGAUGCCUCCCAUCUCCUGCUCCUUUACGAACUUGCCGGAGGUGCCAGCAAUCGGAAGGAUUUACAUCAAGCCGUCAGUGCAUUUGACUUUGUGCCACCAGUCGGUCCAAGCUCUCUACAGCAAGCUUCCCAACCUUCACAGCAUUCAGUUUGGCCUGCUGAACACUGGCAACUUGCGACAAGACAUCGUCACAUCCCGAGUCCAGAUAGGCUCAUGCCAUGCUGGCAACCCUUCCCUGACAAAACUGCGGUUCAGGCAGGAUAAGAUGCUUCACUUCGUCAAUCCCAGACAACGACAAUCUCGACAGGACCAAGUUCUCUUGGCAACAAAGGUGUAUCCUCAGCUGUCCCUGUGGCACAAUACCUUGGUUUCCCUGAGUAUCCACUGUCACAUCGAUCCACCCCAGUUCCUCUGGAUGGCCAGCAGGUCAGCUUGGCCAAAUUUGGCCAAGUUGGAUCUGAUUGGACUUCUGGAUGCGGGCGAUAUCAUCUCUACCAGACAAGGGGCCCCCGUGGCGCGGGCAGACAUUCACCUUCUUAGGGGACUCAUUGCCUGUCUCCCAAAGAUGCCGGAGUUGACAACCCUGAACAUGCUGUUCUCACAAGUCUCGAAUCGCCGCCUUCGCAUGCAGAUCGGCGCCAGAACGGAUACAGAGAAAUUCAUCUGCAAGCCGUAUCAGUUCAAGCGUCCAAAUGGUAACCAGCGCCCGCUCACGCCCUGCAGUCCUUUGGCAGCCGACGGCGCCAUGCUCAAGACCCACCAGAUCGACCUGCCAGGUGCGCUGGUGACAGAGAUUCAGGACGCCGUGAGGCAAGCCCGCGGACUGGACCUGGCCGUGUUUCGCUGCUCGGAUGAUCUCGUAUGGAUUGAUUACCCUCCUGCCUGUACGAAGUGGAACAGGAACUCCACCUCUUGGGAGCCGGUGUUCUUCAAUGAGAUGGAUGUGCUCAUCUACCGGAUGGGCGAGUAA
This is a messenger RNA of Diaporthe batatas, 1398 nucleotides long. RefSeq lists its product as uncharacterized. Bases 1 to 1398 code for a protein of 465 amino acids. The record is from RefSeq and is a predicted model, not a curated record. The transcript is spliced from 2 exons. Lineage: Eukaryota; Fungi; Ascomycota; Sordariomycetes; Diaporthales; Diaporthaceae.